AUGGAUCUGUUGAGAGUGGAAGUCCUCAUACAGGCACAAAGCCACAAGAACCCAAGUAAACACAAGAACCCAAGUAAACACAAGAACCCAAGUAAACACAAGAACCCAAGUAAACACAAGAACCCAAGUAAACACAAGAACCCAAGUAAACACAAGAACCCAAGUAAACACAAGAAUCCUGGUAAACACAAGAACCCUGGUAAACACAAGAACCCAAGUAAACACAAGAACCCAAGUAAACACAAGAACCCUGGUAAACACAAGAACCCAAGUAAACACAAGAACCCAAGUAAACACAAGAAUCCUGGUAAACACAAGAACCCAAGUAAACACAAGAACCCAAGUAAACACAAGAACCCUGGUAAACACAAGAACCCAAGUAAACACAAGAACCCAGGUAAACACAAGAACCCUGGUAAACACAAGAACCCAAGUAAACACAAGAACCCAAGUAAACACAAGAAUCCUGGUAAACACAAGAACCCUGGUAAACACAAGAACCCUGGUAAACACAAGAACCCAAGUAAACACAAGAACCCAAGUAAACACAAGAACCCUGGUAAACACAAGAACCCUGGUAAACACAAGAACCCUAGUAAACACAAGAACCCUGGUAAACACAAAAAACCUAGUAAGCACAAGAACCCUGGUAAACACAAGAACCCUGGCAAACACAAAACCCCAGGUAAACACAAGAACCCUGAUAAACACAAAAACCUAGGUAAACCCAAGAACCCUGGUAAACACAAAAAUCCAGGUAAACACAAGAACCCUGAUAAACACAAAAGUCCAGGUAAACACAAGAACUGCGAGUGA
This is a messenger RNA of Gigantopelta aegis, 816 nucleotides long. RefSeq names its product balbiani ring protein 2-like. The transcript is spliced from 2 exons. NCBI's taxonomy places the organism in Eukaryota, Metazoa, Mollusca, Gastropoda, Neomphalida, Peltospiridae. Bases 1 to 816 code for a protein of 271 amino acids. The record is from RefSeq and is a predicted model, not a curated record.